This is a messenger RNA of Xiphophorus hellerii (green swordtail), 3373 nucleotides long. It is a transcript of the gene rras, whose product is annotated as RAS related. Lineage: Eukaryota; Metazoa; Chordata; Actinopteri; Cyprinodontiformes; Poeciliidae. Gene Ontology annotation, cellular component: membrane. Gene Ontology annotation, molecular function: GTPase activity; GTP binding. Gene Ontology annotation, biological process: signal transduction. The coding region runs from base 521 to 1114 and encodes 197 amino acids. The transcript has 6 exons. The record is from RefSeq and is a predicted model, not a curated record.
UCAGCAUUAAUGAGCUGCAAAUCAACAAGGCAUUUCAAAGAGGAAAGUCAGACACCCACCACAGGCAGCUGCUCUGUGAAAGUUCGCCUGAAAGCGAGCUCAGCCCCGCUGCUUCAGGUUUCUCACAGGGUUAAAGAGGAAGCAGUUCCGCCCUCAGAAGCUGCUCAGGGCUGAGGUAGAAGACAAGCAGAAAGAAUAGGGAAGAGCUCAGCACCCGAGCUGUUUCUGUUCUAACUCUAUCAAGACGAAACUAGGUCCUAAACUACGCCGCCGGACUUCGGAGGACUUUGGUACCCAGGUGUGGCUCUGUCCGCUAACACGUCGUCGGGGGGAGAAAAAACAUGCGCACGAUAAGUUUGAGUCUGAAACUGUGCCGAUAGAAGUGCGGUGUGUCCGUGUUUGAAGCUCCGGUUAACGCUUCGGGGUCUGGGGGGAUUUUGGUUUGGGCUUUUUGGGCGAGACCUGGUGAAUCAGGCCUUGAGACGCUUUUUAAUCUUCAAAGAAAGUUUCCCCGUCAGGAAUGAGUGGGGAAGAAGAGAGAUUCAAACUGGUGGUGGUGGGAGGAGGUGGAGUGGGGAAGAGCGCCCUGACCAUCCAGUUCAUCCAGUCCUACUUUGUGUCAGACUACGACCCCACCAUUGAAGACUCCUACACCAAGGUGUGCACUGUGGAUGGGAAGGAGACUCGGCUAGACAUUCUAGAUACAGCAGGCCAGGAGGAGUUUGGUGCCAUGAGGGAGCAGUACAUGCGCUCUGGAGAAGGCUUCUUACUGGUGUUUGCUCUCAACGACCGGGGCAGUUUUCAUGAGGUCCAGAAGUUCCACACCCAGAUCCUGAGGGUAAAGGACAGAGACGACUUUCCCAUGGUGCUGGUUGGAAACAAGGCUGACCUGGAGCAGCAUAGAGUGAUCUCCAGGGAGGACGCUCAGGCGUUUGCCAGAGAGAACAAGAUCCACUACAUGGAAGCUUCUGCCAAGAAUCGCUACAAUGUGGAUGAAGCUUUCGUGGAGCUGGUGCAGAUCAUCAGACGGUUUCAGGAGAUGGAGAGUCCUCCUCCUCCAACUCAACAAACUGGGAAACAGAACAGUCGUGGCUGUCCCUGUGUCAUCCUGUAGGCAUCGUUACUAUGGACACCAAACCCUCAUCCCACUUGAGCUUGUACAAAGAAAUGUGUGUGUGUGUGUGUGUCAGAGUGAGUGACAGAUAAGGUCUAUCAACCAACCUUCCAGAACACUUUCUUUGCCAUUUACCAAAAACUGUUUUUUGUUCAGCCUAUAAUUUUUGUAUUAUUUUCAUGAGAAGGAUGUAAAGAGAAGGUUGUCUACAGCAGCAGAUAGAGAAACAGGAAAUGAAACUUGUCACAUCAGAGCCUGAUGUACAGAAGAAGAGCUGCCUCAUCAUUCAAUGACAGACUGCAUUCUGAAUGCAGACCCUGAGUGUAGAUUUGAGUCAGAAAGUAUUUCACAUUCUUGUGCAAUGUGGCACGCCCUAAACUAGUCAUGGGCUGUACUGUCAUCUCCCAUGACUUCCUGAGGGGGGCAGCAGAGCCUGACAGCUGAAACAACAUGCCUGCUUCGUAGUGUGCUUAUGCUUUGGGUUCUGUCUACAGUUUGAGGAGGUUUAUCACCGGUAGCCAUAGCAACUAUAAAUACUGUGGCUUCUCUGCUCUGAUCACAUCUAAAGUAUUUCACCUGGUGCUUUUGCAAUGCAUGGCUCACAUAAGCUUGGUGCUUUAGUGGGGAAAUUGUGUUUUUAUGAAAUAUUACAUAGACUUCAGCUGGAUGCAGUAUUUCUUAACAGAACUAAUUUCUUUAUUUGCACACUUAGGGCACUUAUUCAUCGACUACAGCACCUGUACGAGGAAGAGGAGAUUAUCGGUAGUAAUUUGCCUCAGAAGCAGCAGUGAAGGCAGUAUUUUAAAAAUGACCCAGAGCUUUUGGAGUAGAUUGUGCUUCAGUAAAACCCCUAGUGUUCAUGUUUUAAAAGGAUUUAAAGUAAUCAUUUUAAAUCACACAUUUCUGCAUUUGGCUGAAGAAGAGGAGGUUAAUAGUUCCGUGCUUUACUGCAUCUGCACUCCAAGAAACAAAUAAAAAAUAACCACAAUUAAUGAAGAACGAUGUUUUCUCACAGAUUUAAAGGACAAAAUAAAUUAGACAACAGUUAAAUGUGUAAUCAGCAGAGUUGGAUUUGGGUCUAGAGCAAGUUUUGGUUUCCUAACCACUAAGGAAAAAAAUCCUUUAGUAAUGCAAAUUACAGUACAUUAAUAGGUAAUCCUUCACAUCAGCAAAGGAUUAUCUUUGCUGCUUUAAUGCAUUCAUUCAAAUAUGAAUUGAUUCAUGUUAAGUUCAAUAUCUCCAUGCUGUUUACAAAGAAAUGUACUAUAAUUUUUUGAAAUACUUGAAUAUUGUCUAGAUUCAUAAAAUCCCCAAAUAUUCAGGCAACUCAACUUAUUUAAGCCUAUAAAUUUGAUAUAAAGUACAAAGUUAACAAAAUACUCACUCAUUAAAAAAAAAAAAACUAAACAAAAAAAACUUUUAUGGCCACCCUCAAAAAUCAGAGCCCUGGGCUACUGCCCCUGAAAGCCCAUUCCAAAGUUUUCCCGGUUAACCAGAGUCCUAAUGGAGGAUUGUCUGAUUGGAAAUGUGGGAAAAAUCCGAGGUUGUGAAAUCCUCAUGAGUCCAUUCACAAUGCUGUGCCUCUGCAAAGGAGGAAUGAUAUAUGUUGAUAAUAAUCUGCUGUAAUUUUCAUUUUAAAAAUAAUUUUUAUUAUUGUUUACCCCAAAGCAGCUUUGUUGUUUCGUUUUUUGUUGACAGUAUUACUCUCCAGCAGCAGCAGCGGCCCGGGGGGCGGAGCGUUCAGGGCCAUUUGGCUGCUGUUCAUAAAGGUUCAGGGUAAAAUAAAAAAACACAACCUGCACAGUUUAACUCAUAGACGAAUUAUUGGACAUGCAGAUAUACUUCCUACAUGAUGCUUUUAUUGGGGUUAGGUGAGGUGCUAUUUGUUUUUUUAUCACAAUGCAAUAAGGUACAGACAGCCACCUUUGUGUUUUGAUUAGUAAAUGGCUUAAAGUUGUUAUAAUAAGCUUUGUGAGAUGCAAACUACACUGUGGUCCUGGUGUUUAUUUCACGUUGGAGGAGGUUGGUUCACCUUUUAUCUGUUUUCCAAAUCCAGAUGAUUACAGCGAAGCCUCUCAUUUAUUUGGUUUCCAACAUAAGAAGGGACGUAUCGUUCAAAGCUUUACCUGAAACUGUAGCAAACAUCACUUUGUCCUGGAGUAUAAAACAAUCAGUUUUCUUAUAUGACAAUGUUGUCAGCAUAUUAUCACCACUUUCAGGAGAUCACAAGGAAUUAAUGUAUAUACUCAAAUCUUACAA